Emys orbicularis (European pond turtle) is the source of this 2154-nucleotide messenger RNA. RefSeq names its product AT-rich interaction domain 3A (gene ARID3A). The transcript has 10 exons. Lineage: Eukaryota; Metazoa; Chordata; Testudines; Emydidae. Gene Ontology annotation, molecular function: DNA binding. Gene Ontology annotation, biological process: regulation of transcription by RNA polymerase II. The record is from RefSeq and is a predicted model, not a curated record. Gene Ontology annotation, cellular component: nucleus.
AUGAAGCUGCAGGCGGUGAUGGAGAACCUGCAGCGGCAGCAGCGGGCGCGGCUGCAGCAGGAGCUGGAGGCGCGGCAGCAGGAGCAGCAGCGCUCCACGCCUCCCCCGCCAGCACUGCCCCCUCCCCAGGACCCCGCCCCACCUGAGGAGGGGGUGGAGCUUGAGAGCGCCCGCAUCCAGCGUGCCCAGAUGGCUGCCCUGGCCGCUAUGCGGGCAGCAGCAGCUGGACUCAGCCACUCGCCCAGCCCGGGAAUGUCAGAUGAGAGCCAGGCCUCAGAGGAGGAAGAGGAGGAAGAGCAGGGGGAGGAGGAGGAGGAGGAUGGCGGGUACCAGCAGGAGAUGGGCUCGGAGGAAGAGGAGGAGCUGUGAGGGGAACGGGACUGGAAACCUGAAUGGGAUGAAGAUGACUUCGAAGAGGACAUGGGGGAGGAGGAGGAGGAAGAGGAAGAAGAGGAGGAGGAAGAUUAUGAAGAGGAUGAAGAAAUGGGGGAGGAGGAAGGGCUGGGCUCCGCAGAAGCGGUGAGAUCUGGGCCGGGAUCUCUGCUUCUUCGCAAGCCGCAGGCCCCCCAGCCAUACCGAGGUGAGCCACAGAGGCUGCCGGGGGGCCAGGAGCGGCUGUCGUCUGGAUUGAGCCAUCAGGGGCACUUGCAGCUACAGCAGCAGGCUCCAGACCACGGAGACUGGACUUACGAGGAGCAGUUCAAGCAAUUGUACGAGCUGGAUGGCGAUCCCAAGAGGAAAGAAUUCCUGGAUGACCUCUUCAGCUUUAUGCAGAAGCGAGGGACGCCCGUCAACCGAAUCCCCAUCAUGGCCAAGCAAGUGCUGGACCUGUACAUGCUCUACGUGCUGGUGACCGAGAAAGGGGGCCUGGUGGAAGUGAUCAACAAGAAGCUGUGGCGGGAGAUCACCAAAGGGCUCAACCUGCCCACCUCCAUCACCAGCGCUGCCUUCACGCUACGCACUCAAUACAUGAAGUACCUGUACCCCUACGAGUGCGAGAAGCGAGGCCUCAGCAACCCCAACGAGCUGCAGGCCGCCAUCGACAGCAACCGGCGAGAGGGCCGCCGGCAGGGCUUCGGGGGCUCCCUCUUCACCUACUCCCCCAGCGGCACCCCCAGCCUGCUCUCCUCCCCCAAGCUGCAAGUGCCUGGCCUGGGGCUGGCGGGGGCCACCAACGGCGGCCCCAUCGGCCCCGGGCAAAAGAUAAAGAAAGAAGAGGAUUCCCCCAUCCCAAUCACCAUGCCCAGCCGACUCCCUGUGUCCCUGGCUGGCCACCCGGUGGUAGCGGCCCAGGCAGCGGCCGUGCAGGCGGCCGCAGCUCAGGCAGCGGUGGCCGCUCAGGCCGCGGCCCUGGAGCAGCUGCGAGAGAAGCUGGAGUCCGGGGAGCCUCCGGAGAAGAAGCUGGCUCUGGUGACGGAUGAGCAGCAGAGGCUGAUGCAACGGGCCAUUCAGCAGAACCUCCUGGCCAUGACGGCGCAGCUACCCAUGAGCAUCCGCAUUAACAGCCAAGGGACCCAAAACCGUCAGGACUCCGGCAUGAGCCUGGCCAGCAACGGCACGAACAGCAUCAGCAUGUCAGUGGAGAUCAACGGCAUCGUCUAUACAGGUGUGUUGUUCGCACAGACCCCCGGCCCCUCAUCCUCCUCGCUCCCUUCCUCCGCCUACAGCAAAGGAAACAGCGGCAGCCGGAGCAGCAGCAGCAGCAGCGGCGUGGGGGGCAGCAGCGGCGUCUCCCAGGCUGCCCCAGCUGGUUUGUCCGCCCCUCCAACCUCUACCUCGAAUAACUCUUCUUCGCCUUAACCCCCCCGCCCCCCAACGGCAGCGCCUCAUCUCACCAAAAGACACACCCACAAAAUAAUAAACCCACACAUGGAGCUUUUAUCACAGCUGAUGCCAAAAACCAAGCUUGCAUCUGGCUUUCCCGGGGGGUGGGGGGAGGAAGCCCCGUCUCCCACUCCUCCCGAGAGGACUGGAGAAAGUUUUGCAAGGAGAAAAGCUUUAAUCCAGGGGGUUUCAUUAAAAGCAGCCUGGACCCUGAGCCAGUCGUUACCCGUUCGCUUUGGAGGUGAUGCACCGUCCUCCCGGAACGCUUUACCUCAUGACACCCCACUUUGCACUGUGCGUUUGUUUGUUUUAAUGUUGUUGUUUGAAGUU